AUGGCAAGUGCAGCUCUCGAUAAUCGUUCACCGGUGGCGGUAGUUGUGCCAGCAGCAGUGCCACCUCCUCAAUUCUCAGGCACUGAAGGGGCUUACAUGCUGCCUCACCAUGCGCAAGAGAUCGAGCGACUCGGCAGGCAACAUCACUUUAUGAAGUCGACGACCGACGGAAAAGUGCUUGUAGUUCCCGUCAUCAACCAGCGUGACUCUCUGACAGUACUCGAUUCUGGCGCCGCUGAUGGUCUUUGGCUUCGUGAUCUUCGUAGCCAGCUGCCGACGCACAAGCUUGAUCUCUUUGGCGUUGACAUUGGCUCAGCGUUAUUUCCCCGACAAGCAGCCCCCGGCGACUCUGCUGUGGACCUCAGAAGCCAUGACAUUCGCACACCGUUUCCAACCGAGUGGAAUUGGACGGACAAAUUUGACGUGAUUCACCAGCGGCUUCUCAUUUGGGGUAUCAAGUCUGCUGAAUGGCCGGCUGUCAUCUCUAACCUGGUUUCGUCACUCAAGCCUGGCGGCUACAUUCAGCUUGUUGAGGCGGAAUGGAUCAAUCCGAAGAAUCUCGCCGACGCGGUUUCGCGGCCGCAACUGAGGAAGCAAGCGGCUCUGCAAGAGUGGUCCACGGCUAGCUUCGGAAUGGACAUUCAUAUUGCAUAUAAACUUGCCGGCCUGCUGGCCGACGCCGGAUUGGAGGAUGUCGAGACAAUCCAGUACGACCACGGGUAUGGUGCGUUGGCUAGAGUAGAGAACCAGCGAGACGUCUCGGCGGAGCUUUGGGUUGAGUGCUUUCGCACCCUAGAUGAGAAGAUCCCCGAGGAAGGUAUUCCUGGGGUCGCUGCGAACGCAAAGGAGUUCCAUGAGUUCUUGGACGCUUUAGAGGUAGAGAUAAAGACUUAUGGGUACCAGCCGAAGCUGAACUUUGUAUACUGUAACGGUCUCAACUCAGUGUAUUGA
Molecule: messenger RNA, 951 nt
Organism: Purpureocillium lilacinum
Lineage: Eukaryota; Fungi; Ascomycota; Sordariomycetes; Hypocreales; Ophiocordycipitaceae
Source: RefSeq, a predicted model, not a curated record